GAUCGGCAAAUCCCUAAUAUUCUCCCAAUCUCUCCGGCGGUACGGAGGAAGGUUUGGAUUCUUUGUGAAUUCAAAUCCUGCGAGGGUUCUAAGAAGAAGAAGAGAAGAAAACGGGAGCUUGAAAAGGCGAGGCGAUAGAAGGUAAGUGAAGAUGAAGACAACGAAAGGAGGCAAGGUCAUGAACCCUACGGAUGCCUACCGUAAGGAGCUUCGGAAGAAGGAACUCAAACGGAACAAAAAGGAAAGGAAAAAGGUGAGGGAGGUGGGGAUUUUGAAGAAGGAUCCUCAGACAAUUAUGGAGCAGAUUCAGAAGUUAGAGUCAAUGAAGGCUGAAGGUGCAUUGGACAAAGCAAGAAAACACAAGAAGAGACAACUUGAGGACACCCUUAACCUUGUUAUGAAGAAGAGAAAGGAAUAUGAAGAUAAAAUGAAAGAAAAGGGUGAGACGCCUGUUAUGUUCAGUCAUUUGGGUCCCCCUCGGAGAAGGACAACUGCAGAAGAAGAAGAGAGAGUAAAGCACCCCAAGCCUGAAGACUCUGUUUACUAUCACCCUACUCUGAAUCCUACAGGCGCCCCACCACCUGGGAAGCCACCUAUGUAUAAAUCAUCAAUAGGACCCAGAAUUCCCUUAUCUGAUGCUUCAUCAAGUGCUGGUGCAUCAUCCUCAAAAACAGAAUCAGAGGAUGUUCCUGCAGAUGUACUGCCACCACCCCCACCACCACCUCCUCCUCUGCCAGAUACCGGUGCACUGAAUGCUGGGGACGGAACUUUAGGACCUUCAUCUUUGCCUCUACCACCACCACCUCCGAUGCCUCCGAAGCCUGCUGUGGCAAACAUGAGCAUGCCUUUGCCUCCACCACCUGGGCCACCACCACCUCCGGGUCCCUCACCUAAAGAACAAGCUGCAAUUCGCCCUCCACUUCCACCACCUCCCCCACUUCCGCAGUCUGCACUGCCACCUCCACCUAGCACUGGAGGAAAUGAAAUGGGGAGAAAUCCGUCUGCAUUGUCAGAUGACUCAACUGCCAAGGAGGCUGAUCAGGUGUCUUCUGUGCUCCCACCACCACCUCCACCUCCUGGGAUGCCACCAAGGACAGCUAGUAAUCAGCCUGAAAGUCCAUCAGAAGCUGAUUCAAAUAACCCUUCAGGAACUAAGGAUCUCUCUAAAAUGAUUCCGCCACCACCACCGCCUCCCAGGCAACAAUUCCCAGGGCCUGGUGGACCUUCCAUGUUAGCAAAUCUACAAUCCGAUGUCUUACCCCCAGGGAUAUCACGCUUCCCACCACCUCCCCCUCCUCCAGACAUGCGGGGACCACUAUCUGCUCCUGGACUUCCAGGUCAAGCAGCUCCUCCUGGAAUGAUGGUCCCCUUAAUUGGAAGGCCACCUUAUGGCCCUCCUCCUGGUCCUCCCCCUAUGAUGAGACCACCACUUCCACCUGGUCCUCCACCUAUCCUACAGGAAGAUGAUCAUUUUGCAAAUAGGCCACCAGCACCACAGAAGCCAUCCUAUGUCAAAUCUGCUGCACCCACUGUUGUUAAGCGGCCACUAGCCCAGCAUCAACCAGAACUCACCUCUAUGGUUCCUGCAUCAGUUCGAGUGAGGAGAGAGACUGCUGCUCCAAAAGCAAAACCAAGGCCAUCAAUCUCAAAUGUGAUGACUACCAUCAAACCUGCAGCUCCUACUGUUGUGAGGCCAGAGUCAGCUAGCUCAUCAGCAGCUCCUAAAACGCAGAGCAUUGAUGACUCAUACAUGGCAUUCUUGGAGGAUAUGAAGGCACUUGGUGCACUUGACAGCUGAUGGUACUGUAUCUUUUGGGAGGGAGGGGAAAGGAGGACACAUCUGAGAAUCAGGAUGUCACCUACAACAAGCUGUUCUAAGGAUUCCAUGGACUUAGUGGUUUUUCCUCCUUUAGGUAGCUGUUGUUUCUUCUGACCAGUGUUUUCAUGGGGGCCGUUGUAUUAUUUGUUGCAGAACUGCUGAUAGCGUUCUAACUAUUGCAGUUGAUUACCAGAUAAUGUAAUUCAGGUUAACUUUCACAAAUCAAGAUUCCAUAAAAAGGGGAGAGAUGAAAACUGUAUUUAAAUUCUAUCUUUACCUUAUCACAUCAUUGACUCGAUCGAGCCUUUAAGGCAUGAUUAACUUUCUUCUAAUUGUUGGCGUGUUGUGAUUAUUUUUAUUUGUUGUUUCUUAUUCUAAUAAUGUUUUAAGAUAUAC
Molecule: messenger RNA, 2215 nt
Organism: Rubroshorea leprosula
Lineage: Eukaryota; Viridiplantae; Streptophyta; Magnoliopsida; Malvales; Dipterocarpaceae
Source: the annotation of a GenBank genome assembly